UUGAAUUCCAAGUGCGAGUUACUAAAAACUAGUUGAAAACGAAAAUGGCGAUGGACGAACUGAAGACGAAAAUUAAGAAUGCGAAUCUUAACAAUUUAAAGGAUCUCUUGUCUGCCAAAAUGUCUGAGUUUGAGCUGACAAUGAGCAUCAUGAUUGGGAUUGGUGUUGCCAUAAUCACAUUUAUCAUCGUCAUGUUCUUUGGAGUUUGGAAGCUUAGGUCAAAGGUGUUGCCAAGUCAGACUGGUGGCCCAAGAAAACCUCGAUUUAGGAAGAGGGACAAAGUAAUGUUUUAUGGAAGGAAAAUGUUGAGAAAGGUGCAAAGUUUUACAAGAAAAUUAGGGCCACCCAAUAGAGGAAAGCUAAAGAAAAGGCAAAUAGUAAUGAAGUUAGCCAAAAACUAUUCCGAAUUACGACAGAAAACCUUGCGGUUGCUCCAAUUGAGGCGCGAGUCCUCCCAGCCUCUGCUGAGGGUGAAGGAGCCGCCUCAGUCCUUCCUGGAGCUAGACACGUGUGACAUCGACGACAGCGAACAACGUCUUCCCUCAGAGGUGCUCUACAUGCUCCGAAGCACUCGAAUUUUUGGACAUUUUGAGAAACCACUUUUUUUGAGUCUGGUUAAACAUAUGGAGUCCAAGAUUCUUAAAUGUGGAGAAUACUUGUUUAGAAUAGGAGACCUAGAUGACAGUAUUUAUGUGGUACAAGAGGGCCACAUCAACGUCAAAAUUUGUGAAUCAGAUGGCACUAAUUACCUGGUGAAGGAGGUUUGUCCCGGAGACAGUAUUCAUAGCUUACUGAGUGUAUUGGAUGUUCUGACGGGGCAUGCAGCACCAUACAAAACAGUAUCAGCACAGGCUGCCGAGGAUUCCACAGUGCUUAAGUUACCAGCUAUCGCUUUCCAGUCAAUGUUUGAUAGAUUUCCAGAGUCGCUUGUUCGCAUUGUACAGAUAAUUAUGAUCCGGCUCCAGAGAGUGACCUUCACAGCCUUACACAACUACCUGGGUCUCUCCAGUGAACUCAUCAGCUCUCAACUUAUCGAGGAACUUCAUGCCAUGAGAAUGAUCGGCCAAGCUAGCGCCAAACGACACAGCAUCUGUGUUGUGACCCAGAAGGAGAUGCGGACACUAUCCGGGAGGUUCCAGUCCAGCCCCCACAAACAGCGCAGCAGUGUGAGGGACAGUAGCUGGCACCGGGACAUCAGUGUGGACAGGGAGGAGCCCGGGCAGCGAGGAGCUCAGCUGGGGAGUGAGGGCAAGGAUAAACUGGACGGAGAAACGCAUGAUGACACAGACGGAGCGCUGACUGAUUUUGCGGCUGCUGCACAGAGAGCCAGAAUAAACAGUCUGGACCUAGAGACCAGUAAAGCUUCAGACGAUCCAGUGAAGGUCAUAGGUCAUGUCCCAAGGUCACGGAUGAAGAAGAUGUCUGACACAGGAAUGUACGUGUCACAGACGAGUGUGGACACGAGUGAAGAGGAGGCUCUGGAGUGUGCCAGAAAAGAUCUUAUCAAGCUGUUAAACUUACAGGAUGAAUCCCUUCUGGAUGGGAGGUUGUCUUUGAGAAAAUACAAGGCAGGAACCACAAUUCUAAACCAAGGGGACCAGGAUGCCAGUUUACUCUUUGUGGUGGCAGGAACUCUGAAACUUCUCCAGCAAGUGGUUGGCAAAGAACAAAAGGAGGCUCUGCUGUUUAAUGCGUACCCUGGGGAAUUGGUAGGGGCCUUAGCCGUGCUGACCGGGGAGCCUUCCUUCUUCACCAUCAGGUGUAAAUACGAGUGUAGGCUAGUCUUGAUCUCCAAGGAGGACUUCUACAGCAUUAUGCAAGCCCAGCCUUCCGUUGUUCUGUCUUGCGCUCACACCUCUGUCGUCAGAAUGACCCCGUUUGUUCGACAGAUUGACUUUGCUUUGGACUGGAUUCUUACUGAAGCCGGGAAAGCUCUAUUUAGACAAGGAGACCAAUCAGACCACAUCUACAUCGUCCUGACCGGUCGUCUUCGAUCAGUCAUCACCAAGGAGAAUGGCAAGAAGGAGUUGGUGGGGGAGUAUGGGCGGGGGGAGCUGGUGGGGAUUGUGGAGGUGCUGACCGAGGCCAAGCGCACCACCACCGUCAUGGCUGUCAGAGACACAGAAUGUGCAAAAUUACCUGCAGAAUUGUUGAACCUGAUAAAGCGUAAAUACCCACAGAUUGUAACGCGACUGAUCCACUUACUGGGAGAGAGACUCCUUGGACAACUACAGACUAAAUCCACCACUUCAUUCCCAAUAGCAGAUCCUGUUGUUAAAGACCAAACCUCCGUUGGUAACUUAGCUACCGUGGCGGUCCUUCCAAUCAGCAGAGAUGUCCAGAUAACAAGUUUUACGCUAGAGUUACAGCAUGCUCUACAAGUCAUAGGCUCCACCAUGAGACUUACCAGUGACAUAGUUAAAGAAAACCUGGGGUCAGCUGCCCUGGACAGUGUGAAUGAGUUUCGGCUGCUGAACUGGCUGGGUCAGCAGGAGGACGCCAACAGGAUGACCCUGUAUCAGUGCGACUACACCCUGACCAAGUGGACCAAGAACUGUAUCCGACAGGCAGACUGUAUCCUGGUGGUGGGGCUCUUUGAGGGGGACCCAGCUGUCAGUGAGAUUGAGAAGCAAAUGGAAACCAUGUCUGUCAGGGCACAGAAAGAAUUGAUAUUACUUCAUCGAGAGGAUGCCGACACCCCUAAAGGGACUGUGGAGUGGCUGAAUGCCAGGGGAUGGCUGUCAUCUCACCAUCACAUCAAGUGUCCGAAACGAGUCUUAACAAAAAGGACAGAGGCCAAAAUUAUUGAGUUGUAUAAGAAGCACAUGGAAACAAAAGCAGACAGGAUGUCGGAUUUCUCACGAUUGGCUCGCUUCUUGACAGGCACUUCUAUUGGAGUUGUACUUGGGGGAGGAGGAGCUAGGGGCCUAUCACAUGUUGGUAUGCUGAAAGCUUUAGUGGAAGCUGAGAUUCCUGUAGAUAUGGUCGGUGGAACCAGCAUUGGGGCAUUCAUAGGGGCCUUGUAUGCGGACAGUGUCAACAUGAGCACUUUCGGCCAGAGAGCAAGGGAGUGGUCUAUUGGCAUGACAUCUUUGUGGAAGAAGAUUUUAGAUAUAACAUACCCAGUGACUUCAAUGUUCACAGGAAAGGCUUUUAAUGAUGGCAUAGAGUUUGUGUUUGAGCACAGACAAAUUGAGGACCUCUGGAUUCCAUACUUCUGCAUUACAACAGAUAUUUCUGACUCCUCAAUGAAAGCUCAUACACAUGGCAGUCUGUGGCGUUAUGUGAGGGCCAGCAUGUCCUUGUCUGGUUACCUGCCCCCAAUGUGUGACCCAGUUAACGGACACCUGUUGCUGGAUGGAGGCUACAUCAACAAUCUCCCCGCUGAUGUGAUGAAGGCUAAAGGAGCCCGAAACAUCUUUGCUAUGGAUGUUGGGAGCAUUGAUGAGACGGAUCUGACCAACUAUGGGGACCACUUAUCUGGGUGGUGGCUACUGUGGAAGAGGUGGAACCCCUGGGCAGCUCAGGUCAAGGUACCGGACAUGGCAGAGAUACAAACCAGACUGGCCUAUGUGUCGGGUGUGAGACAGCUAGAAAUGGUGAAGAACAGUGACUUCUGUGAAUACAUCAGACCUCCCAUCGAUAAAUACGGCACCCUUCAAUUUGGCAGCUAUGAUGAAAUCUCUGAGGUUGGAUACAACCACGGGAAGACCUUACUGAACGGCUGGAUCAAGGGGGGCCUGAUUGAUGAACUGUUCAAAGACAAGCACUCCGAUCACUUCUCCAAGUGCAACAUUCACAAGGUUCAGACCCACAUGCCUGCCAUGGCCAAGUUUACAGAUCUGGCAGAGCUAGUGUCCCAGAUUGAAAAACCCAAGCAUGGAAAGAAGCCCACUUUCUACUCUGAAAAUGAUGACAUCUUUGAAGAGGACUCAGAUGAUUCUUUUUCUGAUGAAGUCUUGUUGGAAGAGGAUGAAGAGGAGGAAGAAGUUGAUGAAAACAUGGAAGAUUACAAACCGAUUGAGCCUCCCCCACAGAAUAUUGGAAAAUCAUAAUCAAAUUUUAACAGCUCAUCAGCUCAAUGCGAAAAAGGAGUUCAGGAGGAAAAUCAGUUACAUACAGGCUAGACAAGUAGAUAUUGGAUCUUCGAGGAAAAUGUGACUGUGAUAUAUAUUUUAAAAUGAUUAUUCUGUGAUAACAAGUCAAAAUCCCAGUGGAAAACCAGGUAGAACACUCAAAACUUCAAACCAGUCAAAUCUAAAGAGAAAGAGAAGUUUCUUUAUUGUAUGCACAACUUAUUUUUAUUUGAUUAUUGUUUGCAGUGCUAUGUGUGUGUGUUAUAUUUAUCCUUUUAUGUCUGUGUGCCAUUUUAUCGUACUGUAAAUACCAGCUUACAGCCCACUGUGAGUUAUUCAUACAAUCAUAUCCAAUUAUCCUACAUGCUCUGCAAUUUUCAAUGCAACUGUCUUUGUCAGUGUCUCAAUGUACCGUCUUUAUGUUUCUUAUAUCAUUGUAACUUGUAUUUAGAUGUGUAUGAUUGAACAAUAUGCCUUAAAAAUCAGGUAACUGUCAAGUAUUGGCCAAACACCAGUGUAAAUGUACAAUACAUGCUUAUUUUUGUAACUGGUUUAAGAGGGUAUUUUUAUUUUUGGUUUUGUUUUUGGUUUUGUUAGAGAAUUUAUUUUCAAGUACAUGUAGUUCAAAUACAUGUACACGUCUUGCCCAUUGAUUAGAUAUUACAAAUUUUGGUAGCUAUCACUUCUAAAUUAAUAGAUAUAUGUAAAACUGUAUAUUCUUCCUUUGACUGAAUUGAGUACUCAGUAAUAUGCCUGAAUUUUAGAUUUGAGUAAUUUUUUUCAAGAGUUUGGAUCCACAUUUUUCACAAUGUCUUAUAUUGGUAUUCAUUUGUGUUGAUAUUUGCUGAUAAGUUAUUCUGCAGAUUUUUCCCCAGUCUUUGAGAAUGCAUUUUAUCCAACUGGAUUUGUAUGUUACAGUCUUGAUUUGUUUUUAGCCCUUGAACUCUUCUGGUCAAAGUUUGUAUGGCAUCUAACUGCAUGCAUGUACAGGUUAGUUCUGGCAAAUCUUUUUCAAAUUUUGGUUUUUAAUUCUUUUCAACCUCAGAGUUAAUGUCUGCCUCCUUUGGGCUUAAAAAGGACACAGAAGAUGGUAAAAAUUUUGAAAUAUAAAAAUAAAUGUAGAUCAUAAAGAAAAAAAAUUUUUUUUUGAAAACAAUAAUUUAGAAUCAAAGUUUAUGUUUAUGAUAUAGUGCUUUUUUGGUAUUAGUGAUCUGGGCUUAGUCACAGUGGUUAGGCCUAAGCUAAGGGCAUUGUUGUUCAGGUGAGCAAUGUGGCCCAUGGGACUGUUGAACCUAGUUAUUUUGGUCAUUAUAUUGUUAAUGUGAGCAAUGUGGCCCAUGGGCUUCUUGUUUGUACUUACCUGUUUUGGUCAUUGUUGUUCAGGUGAGCAAUGUGAUCUAUUAUCCUUCUGCAACAGUUAUUUUUUCUGUUAUUACCUCAGUGCUAUGUCAAUCACAUUAACUAGAUCUGUAUUAUUUAAGAUGGCCCUGUGUUAUAUGCAUUAUUCAUGUAUAUGUCUAAUAAAAACAAUGGUGUAUUUAUGUUCACAGUAUUUAUGGGAAAUCAGAUGAUUAUAUAUAUUUUAAAAAUGAAACCUUUAAGAAAUUCCACUGUAAGCGUUUUUUUGCUAUUGCUAUCUUUAAGGACCAAAUUAUUAAGUUUUUAUGAUGCAUUGAAAAAUUAACACCUGUUGAGAUUGUAAGCAGGUGACAAAUGAAAUAAAUCCUCUGUCAACA
Magallana angulata is the source of this 5812-nucleotide messenger RNA. Its product is annotated as patatin-like phospholipase domain-containing protein 7. The transcript has 36 exons. Gene Ontology annotation, biological process: phosphatidylcholine metabolic process. Bases 45 to 4055 code for a protein of 1336 amino acids. NCBI's taxonomy places the organism in Eukaryota, Metazoa, Mollusca, Bivalvia, Ostreida, Ostreidae. The record is from RefSeq and is a predicted model, not a curated record. Gene Ontology annotation, molecular function: phosphatidylcholine lysophospholipase A1 activity. Gene Ontology annotation, cellular component: endoplasmic reticulum.